AUGGGGAAUGAGCUUGAAGUCAGUUCAAGAAGCCCCUCCUCUUCCUCCCUCCGAAGCCCCGCCUCCCAACGGGUGUUCAGGUCACGCUACAAGAUGGUGACCCGCCCGGGCUCCAGCGUCGCACACAGCCUCCACUACAACCCCGCUCUGUCCUGGAGGGCCAAGAGGAUCCAGACUGCCAGGAGUUUCCUCCAGAGCCGUCGCAGAGCUCCUCACGACAGACACCCGUCAUCCAAUCAGCACUGGAGAGGGACCGGCAUGUGCUGGAUUGGUGGUGCCCUGUAUCGAGUGUCAGCCAAUAAGCUGUCCCGCACGGUGGCGUCCGACAUGUCGAUCAAUCGAACAGGACGAAGUUUCAGCUUGUCUCACGUCUCACCUACGUCUGCUGCUUUGAACCGGCCCUUCAGCACCCGUCAUCUGGCCAGCCGUGCGGUCCAGCGGAGCCUCGCCAUCAUCAGACACGCUCGUCAGAAGAAGCAGCCGAGGCAGUACUGCAUGUACUACAACCGCUUUGGCAAGUGUAACCGUGGCAACAGCUGUCCCUACAUCCACGACCCCGAUAAGGUGGCAGUUUGCACCAGGUUUCUUCGUGGGACGUGCAAACAGGCGGACGGGACUUGCCCAUUCUCACAUAAGGUGGCGAAGGAGAAGAUGCCAGUGUGCUCGUACUUCCUGAAGGGAAUCUGUAACAACAGUGACUGUCCCUACAGUCACGUCUACGUCUCCCACAAGGCUGAAGUGUGUGAGGACUUUGUUAAAGGCUACUGUCCCGAAGGAGAGAAGGACUCUGGAGUGUAUGAUCUUCUGAACAUUAACACUACAAGUCACGGGAGUAAUUCAGGGUUCAGUAUCUGGCCCAAAGACACAUCGACAUUUAGACUGGAGGAGCCGGGAAUCGAACCACCGACCAUCUGA
Scomber japonicus (chub mackerel) is the source of this 915-nucleotide messenger RNA. It is a transcript of the gene zc3h3, whose product is annotated as zinc finger CCCH-type containing 3. Bases 1 to 915 code for a protein of 304 amino acids. The record is from RefSeq and is a predicted model, not a curated record. Gene Ontology annotation, cellular component: nucleus. Lineage: Eukaryota; Metazoa; Chordata; Actinopteri; Scombriformes; Scombridae. Gene Ontology annotation, molecular function: metal ion binding. The transcript is spliced from 8 exons.